Molecule: messenger RNA, 1068 nt
Organism: Miscanthus lutarioriparius
Lineage: Eukaryota; Viridiplantae; Streptophyta; Magnoliopsida; Poales; Poaceae
Source: the annotation of a GenBank genome assembly
AUGGCAGAUGAAUCAUGGAGGAUUCCUAUGUUAGUGCAAGAACUGGCGGCCAAGGUGCAGCAACCACCAAGCAGGUACGUGCAGCCGGAGCAGUAUCAUCCUGUCAGCCUAGAUGUUGGUGCCGAGACGCCGAAGCCCAUCCCUGUAAUCGACCUCAGCCGGCUGUCGGCUGCUGAUGGUGCCGAUGAUGAGAGCGGCAAGCUCCGGUUAGCCCUGCAGAGCUGGGGGCUCUUCCUGGUUGCUAACCAUGGCAUAGAUUCCGAUUUGAUGGAUGAUUUAAUCGAUGCGUCAAGAGAGUUUUUCCAUCUGCCGCUUGAAGAUAAGCAAAAGUGCAGCAACUUGAUAGACGGCAAGCAUUUCCAGGUGGAAGGAUAUGGAAAUGACCCAGUGAGAUCCAAGGAUCAAAGCCUUGACUGGUUGGAUCGACUGCAUCUCAGGGUAGAACCGGAAGAUGAGAGGAAUCUCGCCCAUUGGCCUGAGCAUCCCAAAACUUUCAGGGCUCUUUUACAUGAGUACACAUUGAACUGCAAGAGAAUCAAAGAUUGUAUCCUUCGGACAACAGCCAAGACUUUAGGACUUAACGAAGAUUACUUUGUGGCACAAUUUAACAACAAGGCUCCUAGUUUUGCCAGAUUUAACUACUACCCACCGUGUCCAAGACCGGAUCUUGUCUUUGGCUUCAAGCCUCACUCGGACAGUGGUGUUCUUACCAUUCUUCUCAUGGACAAAGAUGUUGGUGGACUGCAAGUUCUUAGGGAUGGCAUGUGGCACAAUGUUCCAACUAGUCCUUACAGGUUGCUGAUUAACAUAGGAGACUACGUGGAGAUAAUGAGCAAUGGGAUCUUCAAGAGCCCAGUGCAUAGAGCGGUCACUAACACGGAGAAAGAGAGGAUCUCAUUGGCCAUGUUCCAUGGCCUGGAUCCUGAGAAAGAGAUUGAGCCGGCAGCUGCUCUGUUAAAUGAGAAGCAACCGGGACGGUACAGGACACUGAAAGCCAAGGAGUACCUGGCUGGGUUCUUUGAACAUUUUUGUCAAGGAACUAGAUUCAUCGAGUCUGUGAAGAUCUAA